GAUUUAAAUUUUUGUUACAACAAAUAUACAAAUGUUAAUAAAAUCAAAUGAGUAUGUCAAUAAUAAAUAUUUAUAUUAAAACUAAACUAUAUAUAUAUAUAUAUGUGUGUCAAUAUCACUAAAGUUUAAUUAUAUACCAUAUAAAGUAAAUAAAUAAUUUUUUUUAUUUAUUUGCCAAAAACAUGACUGUAAAUAAACAAAAAAACUUCCAAUACAUUUCUUCAAAUAGAAGUGAUUUUUAAUAUUGGAAAAAAAAUAUAUAUAUAUAUAUAGAUAUUAUUUCAUUUAGAAUAAAUAUUUUAGUCUUGAUUUUUAUUCUAAGAAGCUUUUAAUGAAAUAUUAUGACAAGAUUCCAAAAACCCACUUUUGAGUUUGUUCGUAUAAUGAGAGAUUUGAUCAUUUGUCUAUUAUUUAUUUCUUCCUAAUAUCCUAUCUCACUAUCAUAUUCUUUAUCAAUAUACUCUUAUGUAAUUCACCGAAUUCACAAAAGAAGUUAAAAAAAAGAAACAAAACUCAUAUCAGUAAAACAGAAACGAGAACGAAAACACAAUUUUAUAGAAGUAGACUUAUGGAGAGACAAUAGUAAACAAAUUGAGAGCAGAAAACUUAAUCCCCCUUUCGUUAUUUUGAAAUCGACGUUACCUAUCUGAUUUUUGUGAUUUGUGUCAGACACAAAACUUAAUUUUAUUUUGUGCAUAUGAAGUCAUAAAAAUAAUUUAAAUGAGUUGUACUAUGUUAAAUCUUCAACAACAAUGAUACAUUUUAGAGACUAAUAUUUGUAUUCGUCAUUUUACAAUCGUUAAAAAUUGUAAUGUUGCAAAAUGUUAAAACUAUUUAAUAAACAAACAUCAAUAUAAAAAAAAACUCAUCCGCGCUUGCGUGCGGAUUAUCAUCUAGUUUUUAUUUAAAUUUUACACAAAUAUACAUAUAUAUAUAUAUAUAGUAUGUGUGUACUACAUAUAGUCUAUAUGCAACAUGAGAUCAUUUAGUAUUGAUUUAUUUAUGCAUAAAUAACAUAAGAAUCGUGCUAAGUUUACGUCCUUAAGUUUAAUUUUUGAUACAGAAAUUAGAAAUAAAUUCCGAAGUUCGUUUUUUGGACCAUUUAUUUUAGGAUAUUAUAAAAAACUAAACUGAUGAUAAAAAUGUGAACGACAUGAUAGAGAUAGACAACUAAAAGAAGACGCAGCAUGUGGAAUUGUGGUUGAUGAAUAUGGAUCUUAAUGACUAUUCUAGACCAAUGUGUAACAAACAAGGCUUACAAAUGAAAGGGACAUGUAUAGUGUAUACAUUAUACAUCAAUAACAUAAUACAUACUUGCGUAUAUAAUUUCAAUACACAAGCUAACAAGUAGUCAUGCAUAUAUAUGAGAAACCCUCCAACGCAUAAGCUUACAAACCUGUCAUGUAAAUACCCAUCUUGUGUCUCUUUUUUGUGAAACCUACUUUGUUGUUUUCUUUUGUAACUGGGAUAUAUUUUUCGUUAAAAAAAACGCUGGGAUAUAUAUAUAUAUAUAUAUAUUGUAUUAUGGUAAAGCUUAAACGUAUCCCUCAAGCAUGUAAGAGACUACAAGGUUGUGACUUAUUAACAUCCCACAUCGUGGAUGUAUAAUGUCUUUAGGCAAUAUAUACCUAAUAUCACACAAGUAAUAAAAGGAACAUAUACUGAUUAGAGAGCCUGUCCACAUAGGACAUUAAAAUCGUCCAAUAGAAAGUUGUUUAUUUGACACGUCAUCUGGACUUCCCGUUUUAAAAAAAAAAUCUGGCGUGAAUUGAUGUUGGGCCAUUAAACCCAUCGUAACGGACAUACGAAAAUUCCUUUUUUUUUUAUCUAUCGUGAAAUGAUGUUGGGCCACAAAACCCACCAUAAUUGAGACACAGAUACACGGGAUUAAUAUUACUCGAGCUUGCCUUCUUCGAUACGAGAACCUUUGCUCUUCCUCUUCUUUGUUCAGUUUCAUGAUUUCAUCCUCGAACAUCAAUACCUCCUCCACUUUGUCUCUCUUUAAUCUCAUUAAUGGAUUCACUUUGUUUUCCUCCUUCAGAUUUUGUUUAUAAAACUCUCGAUCUGAGUUUUAUUUCGAUCAGAUUUUGUUCUACAGUCUCAUUACUACAUCGCAAUUGCAAUGAGUUCGAACGGAGAAACCCUGUCGGAGAAACCAAAAGGCGUUGAUGCUGACUCCUUUCCCGGACCGAUUAAGCCCACCGGUACAUCCUAUGUCUCUUCUGGCCUCUCGAACGGCGAUCCCCACUCGAAGAAAACCAAAAGCGAAGCGUCUGUCUCCUCCGGUCUGAUCAAACCCAGCGGCAAGACCGGUGUUUCUUCCGGCCUCUCGAUCGGCGUGCCUAAUUCGAAGAACCCCGACUGUAAGAACCUGAUCUUUUGGUUAUCAAAAUUAUAUACUCCGUUUGAUUACCGAAAAAAAAAUAGAGUAUGAAGCUUUUGUGAUCUAAAACAAUGAGAUGAACAAACUAUAUAUUUUAUAUUGUGGUUCGUUUUGUUAUCAAAUCAUAGAGUCCGUUUGAUCACCAGAACAGUUAUUGAGUCUAGAGCUUCGUGACUGAAGACACUGAUAUGAACAAUUUUUUUUUUAUUAUAUUGAUGGUUUAGUCUACAGAAAAUAUAAACGCAUUGAUGAAUUCAACGCUCAUAUUGCACUGCAGGUACGAAGACCGGUGUCUCUUUAGGCGUUAGAGGCAAAGCCGCUGUCUCCUCUCGCGCCAAGGGAAAAGCCAUUGUCUCCGCCAAAGCUGUGGAAGUGAUGUCUUUCAAGGAUGUGAAAUUCGGAGCUCAUGGAUGCGAGUUGAGAUUUCGGUUGAUCCAUUUAUGGGAAGCUCGAAAUGUUGUGACGAAGACGCUUAUCGGUCUCGAGAUGCUUCUCAUUGACCAAGAGGUAUAAACUGAACUCUCUUUUGCGGUUUAGUUUAAAAAAAAAUUGUUUAGUCGAGAUGCUACUAAAUCGUUUAUAUUCAAACUUAGCGUUCUAUUCUUUGGUUCUUUUAAUGAAUUUGUACCAAGUUUUUGCUAUUGGUAAUAGAACCAUAACUUUAUUUCUGUUGUUGAUGCAUUGCGGUUUGAAUAUCUUUAAUGUUUGUGUUUAUUUUUCUAGGAGUUCCUGUCUAGCUUCCUAAUUUAAUUUCUCUAUUGUUGAUAACAGGAAACUGUUAUCCAGGGCUUCAUUCCAGCUGGGAGGAUAGAUACUUAUCUGCCACACAUGAAAGUUGGUGGCAUUUACAGGCUUAACAGUUUUUACGGGUCUAAUAACAAGACUCUGUAUCGGGUGGCUGAACCAAGUGUCACCAUCACCUUCUCAUCGUAUUCUGUCCUCUCUGAUCUAGAGGAUAGUUCGGUUUGUUUCCCUGAGGACCGUUUUCGGUUCCAUGGAUAUGAGGAGUUCGAUGCUGCCUGCGACUUGAGAAGGGAUCUCUAUGGUAAGUUCUCACUGUUUUAUAGUAUAAUGUUUAAUCUAACCUUAGAUGACGUGUUUAACUCAAAACUAAUAUAUUCAGCAUUGUUUGGCUAGGAUAAUGUUCUGAUACAUUCUUAGAUAUUAAGGUUUCAUGGUGGGUUUAUAAGAUAUAAAGCACUAAGUUUGAUUGUUUAUUAUGCAGAUUAUGUUGGUCACAUCAAGCUUGUGAAUGGGCAAGUUCUCAAUGACAGUCUUGUGCUAGAUGAUGCCGAGAUAGCUUCAUCCCGCCGAGUUUUGCUUCAUGUUCAAACACAUGAGUAAGCUAAUCUAUAUCUUUUUCAUAAUCAUAUAUUGACACUCUUAACAAACAUUUUUUGAUGUUAUAGUGGUCCGGUGAUGAAGUUGUACCUCUGGGACAAGGCUGCCUCUGAUUUUAGUGGAAAAUUUAAAGCAUCUGGAGGAGCUGCAAGUGUUAUUUUGGUCACCACCUUAAACCCGAAACGUUUUGGAGGUUCGUAUCAUCAGCUUUUUCCUAUGUUUUAAGAAGUUACAUAGGAUGGUCAAUGGAUUUUAUCUGAUUAGUUAGCUUUGAGUAAUAGAACUGCACUUGAAUGAAUUUGGGCUUAUUAGCUAUAAGACAUUUGAAAAAGUUUGUGAGGAAUUAAGAGAUAUACAUAAUUCUACAUCUCAUUUUACAUUAUAAUUUAGCAUUUUUAUUAUAACAUUGGAUCUGUUAUAGGUGUCCUAACUCUCUCCUCUAUGACGUCAUCACGGGUAUUUCUGGACAGUGAUGUUCAAGCAACCCGAGAUUAUCUCACUUGGUAAGCAUUCGUGUGUUUAGAUAUUGUUCGUAGUUAUCCUAUCGUUGUCUGAUGUUUGGACGUUGUCUUCAGGUUGAACUCAAACAUGGAUAUUGCUGAUAGAGUUUCUGCGGAAGUUUUCACUAAGACUGAGACAGUGACCAUAGGCGAGCUCUUCUCCUAUAUGAAGCAGGAAGCUGCCAAGGUAGUACAUACGAAUGAGUAACGCACCCAUUAUGAUAGACUCAGAUUCUAAUAUAAUUAUUAAAACGUUUUGCAGGUUGCUUGGUUUGAGUGCAUAGCAACAGUUGGUGAUGUUGUGCACGGAUCAAGAUGGUAUUACAUAGGUUGUGGUGUGUGCCACACUAAAGCAACCAAAGGACCUACCACCCUAAUGUGUAAAAAAUGUGGGAAGAGUGAUAUUGUUGGUGUUGCACAGUACCUAGCCAAGAUAUCUGUGUAUGACAAUGAUGAUCAGGCGUGUUUUGUGCUCCUUGGUGAUGCUGGUCAGGAGUUGACUGGCAAGAAAGCUUCUGAGUUGGUUGAUAGUUAUUUCGAGGCCAAUGAGAAUAUGGGAGAUGAUCACUUGGUUCCGGUGCCUCAAGCUCUGAUCAAUACCAUAGGACAGACUCGCAAGUUCAUUGUGAAGGUAUCAACUCACAAUUUGACUGGCAAGACCCAAAGUUUGACUGUGACAAAGGUGCUCAUUCCAGAAGAUCCAGAAAUUGAAGGCAAUGUAGAAAAUGUGACUAUACCAGAUGCCCAGAAAACUUUGCAGAAUGGAAUUGCUGAGGAUGGUCCUUCCACACGCUUUGAAGAAUCUGGUGGUGAGAGGGUGAAAAGGACUGCAGAUAAUGUUGAGGCAGAAGAUUCAAAGCGAGCCAAAUGUGGCUAGGAUGUGUGUAAGUGAUGGAUUUAUGGUGACUAAGAGUCUAUGCUUUGUUUCUUUCCAAUUUAAGACUUUAUCUUUGCAAUAUUGAACUAUCUCUCUUAUAAACUUUGUUAGUUAAAUUUAUGUUUAACAAUUUCUUUCUUUGAGUUUGAUGAUUUAGUUUGUUGGUUGUGAUGCUUUCCGAAUUUAAUUGAAGCUUUUGGCUUUUUAGUGUAUUGUAUAUUGUAUAUAGGCUUUGCCGUAUGUUAUGAAAUAAAUCAGAUUUUGUAUCAUUUUUAGCUGUUUUACGUGUAUAUGAUAUGGGCCGAGUAUCGACUAAAUGCAAUGCAUUGCGAUCCACACAUUACAUUUGCUUAAAAUUCUGAUCUGGGCAAGUGAUAAGACUAAUAAUGGAUACAACUAACAUAUCAUUAGUUACACUUACAAGAUUAAUGAUUUUUUUUCUUAUUUAAAUUAUAGUAGAUUCUUCUUUUUAAAGGAUGUAAGUUCAUUUCUUUUUUGCAGCUUAAAAUUUAGAGUGAAACUAUAAACAUCUAUAUGUGGUACAUUAGUAUUUCUCCACUUUGCAGAAAAUUGGACUUUAAAAUAGAAAGUUGGGUUUCUUGCAAUCUAAGGGAUUCAUAGUGACAACUUGAUUAUUUUAACAUAUAGGUUAAAACUAAUUGUUUAAAAUGGACUCUAUACUCCGGCUGUUCCAAGACUCAUUAGCAUCAUUAACAUGAUAACAUUUUUUCUAUUCUAUAACACAAAAACAAAAUUAAUUAAUUUUAAUUUAAAAAAAAAAUUAUAUUUAACAUUUAAAAUCCUUAAAUUUAUAGGCACCCGUUCAUGCGUUCUUAUGAUUUUUUUGCUUCUCUAAAUAAAACCACAAACCCUUCAGAUGAAUAUGUAUGAUUUAUUUUUCACCCUCUUUUCAUAUAUUCAAAAUUCUUUCCUCUAAAUUUUUGUCAAGAUAUUGAACUUACAUGAAAGAUGCGUUGUAAAUAUAGCUUUUGGCCAAAGGAAAUCAUCAAAAAAAACAUUAAUAAAAGGAUAACAAGAUCACUACUUACUUCCCAAGUUCAAACUUUGUAAGUUCUUUAGGGCAAAUUUAUCAAAUGAUAUUGCAUAUCUAUAUGAACUAAAAGGAAAAAUACAUCACCACAUUAUCCGCCCGUAGGGCGGACACGGACCUAGUAUAUGUAAUGUGGCAAUCUUCCACUUUUAAGUUAGCUUUUUAGUGUGAGUUAGAUACAUCAUUAAUAUAGUAUCAGAGUUCAUGUUAAAAGCUCAACAUAUGAUUUUCUACGUAAACAAUUUUCUACUUAUGUAACAUGUACAAAUGGUCCAUAUUGUUGUGGUAUGUCCGAAAUGUUAGGUUUAGGUUGUUUCCGUUGGACAAUUUUCCAUCUACAUCUUGAGAGGGGCUAUUAACAUCCGAGAUCGUGGAUGUAUAGUAUCCUUAGACAAUAUAUAUGUGAUGUGGCAAUCUUCUACUAUUUUUUGGGUGUGAGUUAGGUAUAUGACUAAUAUGAUUAUAGCGCAAAAAAUAAAGGUGAAACAUGAUUUAUUACUCCAGAUUAAACUGAGAGAUUGCCGGUCAAGUGAAAUUUAUUUAUCUAACAUUUACUCUAGUUAUUAUUUAAACAAAAGAAAACUCACACCUAUUAUCUUGCUAGUUUUUAUGAAAGUAACGUCUUUUUUUUUUGCUUUUUACUCUUUUUUCAUUUUUUUGUUUCUUUCCACUUCCACUUUUUAAUUUCUCUCGGUUACUCCACAUAUUAUCAAUCACACUCUAAAUCCUAGUCAAUCAAAAUACGAAUACUUAACCAAUAGUAUUAAAAUUUGGUAACAGACGCUAAUGAUGCCACUGGAAAGAUAAAACGAAACCAUUUGAAAUUCGCAUGUGAAAUGUAGCUUUUACUCUGAAAACUAGGGUGUAUAAAAAGUUAAAAAUAUGACGAUAUCGAAGAUGAUUUUUUCUUUCAACGAGACCCCACGCACGUGCAAGUGUUAUCCACACGCUUUUUUGCCAUUCAUUAUCUCACUUUCUUUGUUUAUUAGCAGAAAGUUCAGUUCACUCAUAGAUUUGCAUUCUCUUUCGCAAUCGUACGCGAAGGUUGAGCACAACGCCAGAACGUGUUCAUCUUGAUUUUUUGUGUCUUGUCGUAUUAUUACUUUUCUAGAAAUUGAUCACUCUUUCUUUUAGUUUUAUUGUAAAUAUAAAUACGUUGUCUAUUAAUGAUUUAAAGUGUGUUCUUGUC
Molecule: messenger RNA, 7341 nt
Organism: Brassica rapa (field mustard)
Lineage: Eukaryota; Viridiplantae; Streptophyta; Magnoliopsida; Brassicales; Brassicaceae
Biological process (GO): meiotic cell cycle; telomere maintenance via telomerase; nucleotide-excision repair
Cellular component (GO): DNA replication factor A complex
Molecular function (GO): damaged DNA binding; single-stranded telomeric DNA binding
Source: RefSeq, a predicted model, not a curated record